Messenger RNA from Pantherophis guttatus, 1716 nucleotides. The record is from RefSeq and is a predicted model, not a curated record. NCBI's taxonomy places the organism in Eukaryota, Metazoa, Chordata, Lepidosauria, Squamata, Colubridae.
AUGGACAAUAUCAACAAAGGCAAAGUCUGGAUAUUGACAGCUCAGGUUGAACUCACUUCACAUGUUUAUCAACGUGACUGGGAUGCCCAAAUGAUCCAUGGUGCUUUGUCCUUCACAAUUCAUGCUAAUAACCCACCAGGAUUCAGUCCUUUUGUUUUAAAUAGAAAUCCAUCCAGCACAAAAGAUGGAUUUAUCAAAGACUUCUGGCAGCAAGCCUUCAACUGUGUAUUUAAAGCUUCAGAUAUGGAUGAGGUGAAUGGAGAUAUCUGCAGUGGGAAAGAAAAACUAGAAGAUCUUCCUGGAACAUUUUUUGAAAUGAACAUGAUUGGUCACAGCUAUAGCAUCUAUAAUUCUGUUUAUGCCAUAGCCCAUGCGUUACAGUCUUUAUCCAGAUUUAGGCAGAGAUCAACAGCAGAGGCAGGAAGACUGAACCUUAAGAAUCUAAAUUCAUGGCAGCUACAUCAUUAUUUAAAAGGUGUUUCAUUUAACAACAGUGCGGGGGACAAAGUGUCACUUGACCAAAAUGGAGAAUUACUAGUGGGAUAUGAUAUAUUGAACUGGAUUGUUUCUUCCAACCAAUCCUUCAUUAGGAAAAGAGUUGGCAGGUUAGACCCUGAAGCUCCACCGGACCAAAUAUUCACUAUUAGUGAAGAUGCCAUUACCUGGCACAGCUGGUUUAACCAGUCCCACCCUCUUUCAGCAUGUUCUGAAAGUUGCCACCCUGGUUCAAACAAGAAAGUGAAGGAGGGGGAAUCCUUUUGCUGCUAUGACUGCAUCUUUUGUCCAGAUGGGAAGAUUUCUGAGAAGGAAGAUAGUAAUGAAUGUUAUGCAUGUACAGAAGGAAGCUAUCCAAACAUGGACCGCAAUUUCUGUAUACCUAAAACAGUGACAUUUUUAUCUUAUGAAGAACCUUUGGGGAUCACUUUAGUUUUGUUUGCCCUUUGCUUUUCUUUGUUCUCCGUGAUGGUGCUUGGAAUAUUUUUGAAGAACCACAAUACUCCCAUUGUCAUAGCCAAUAGCCGAAAUCUCACCUACAUUCUCCUCAUCUCCCUCCUGCUCUGCUUCCUUUCUUCAUUCCUAUUUAUUGGUCAUCCUGAGAAGAUGGUAUGUCUCCUGCAACAAACGACUUUUGGGGUUGUCUUUGCAGUGGCUGUUUCUUCUGUAUUGGCAAAAACCGUCACAGUGGUUCUGGCUUUCCUGGCCACUAAGCCAGGAUCCAAGAUGAGAAUGUUUGUGGGAAAGAGACUGUCCAACUCCAUUGUCAUUUCCUGUUCUCUUAUCCAAAUAAGUAUUUGCAUGACAUGGCUAACAACUUCUCCCCCCUUCCCAGACACAGAUAUGGAUUCAGUAAUUGAAGAAAUUAUUCUUCAGUGCAAUCAAGGCUCUGUGACUAUGUUCUACAGUGUCCUAAGCUAUUUGGGCUUCUUGGCUGUUAUUAGUUUCAUAGUUGCCUUCAUGGCCAGGAAAUUACCUGAUACUUUCAAUGAAGCCAAGUUCAUCACUUUCAGCAUGUUGGUCUUCUGCAGUGUUUGGAUAUCCUUUGUUCCAACCUAUUUGAGCACCAAGGGGAAGUACAUGGUGGCAGUGGAGAUAUUUUCCAUCUUGGCCUCUAGUGCUGGUUUGCUGGGCUGCAUCUUUUUUCCCAAAUGUUAUAUAAUUGCUUUAAGGCCUGACUUGAACAACAGGGAAAAUUUAAUGAAGAGAAAACAAUUCUGA